ACAAAUACACUGCUUCACUAUCUUAUCACUUAAUUAUACACUGGCAAAUCUUAUCGGCAAAUGGGCACAAUCCCAGCUGUUGGGUCACAUCCUGUUGUUCAUUAAAUUGGUAUAUUUCCCAUAAAUUGUGCAGUCAUCAUUUCAACGUUGGUCAAUUCAGUCACAAUUUUAGAUAAACUCCCUCCUGCACAAUUUCGUCAUGAAUCAUCCCAUUACAAUUUAUCGUGUCUUCUUUCUGGCCAAAAUAUUGGUAACCUUUUUUCUACGCCUUAAUAAUGUGAUAGCCCAACAAGAACAAUUUGCCUCCUUGUAUAAUUCAACAAACUGUGGGGGAAAUCCGAUCUCUAAUAUGACCACUGAGGUGACGUACCUUAUCACUGAUUACUUGCCAGGAGUUAGUUAUCGCGUGGAAGGAUUAUGGACCAUUGAACUCUGCAGAGAAAAUUACUUGACCUGCUACCUGCGGGAGGUUCGAAGUGGAAAAUUAGACGAAAAUUGUUACCAGCUGAUUCCAGAGCGGGAAAAUUAUACACGAUUUCUGUUCACGCGAUUCGGGGACGUAAAUCAGGUCAAGACAGAGCUCACUUUUUUCAGCGAGCCAGAAUUUAAGGGGGAACGUUUCUUGGUGGAUGAAAGGGGGAGAGAGUAUAAGGAGCCGAUAGAGGCGCAGUCGUAUUUCUUCACGGGGCAAAAUGUCUGGGAAAUUUUGAAAGUAAGAAAUGAGACGGAAGGGACUUGUCUAAAUGAUACGUUGGGAGGGAGUGAGUAUGGUUUUACGGUAAAUCCAAGGACGAGAAUGCAGGUUGGAGCGGUAAGAUUUGAAUGCAGGGAGAGGAUAAGAUCUACGACGGGUAGACCCAGUAGCGGGAAUAGGUUGGGGUUGAGUGAGACAAUUUUUGGUUUACUUUUGGCGGUGAGUUGUGCAUCAGUUAAAUUUAGGUGAUUUGAAUGAAGAGGGGUAAUUAUAUAUUUAUAUCGUUAUUUUAUUUAAAAUCUUAAUUAUUGUUAAAUUUUGUGUUGCAAAAAAUUUAAAUGAAUAAAUACAGACGCGAAAUGUAGUUGGGUGGAAGAGGAAAAUAA
This is a messenger RNA of Folsomia candida, 1080 nucleotides long. RefSeq lists its product as uncharacterized. The record is from RefSeq and is a predicted model, not a curated record. The transcript has 2 exons. Bases 200 to 943 code for a protein of 247 amino acids. Lineage: Eukaryota; Metazoa; Arthropoda; Collembola; Entomobryomorpha; Isotomidae.